Messenger RNA from Acomys russatus (golden spiny mouse), 1709 nucleotides. It is a transcript of the gene Cirbp, whose product is annotated as cold inducible RNA binding protein. The record is from RefSeq and is a predicted model, not a curated record. The transcript is spliced from 7 exons. Bases 204 to 722 code for a protein of 172 amino acids. Lineage: Eukaryota; Metazoa; Chordata; Mammalia; Rodentia; Muridae. Gene Ontology annotation, molecular function: RNA binding. Gene Ontology annotation, cellular component: spliceosomal complex. Gene Ontology annotation, biological process: positive regulation of mRNA splicing, via spliceosome.
GCGUGGUGGGCGGGUCCUAGGGGCGUGGCUCCGGGAGCGGGGUAUAUCAGGCGGGACUCCGGCGCGCCCCCUCGCACUCGCGCGUUAGGAGGCUUGGGUGUGUGUGGCGCGCUGUCUUCCCGCCCGCGUCAGGGACCUGCCCGGCUCAGCGAGUGGGGAGGCCGUGAAGGCAAGGCAAACAUCUGUGGUGUGCACGGGCUGCCAUGGCGUCAGAUGAAGGCAAGCUUUUCGUGGGAGGGCUGAGCUUCGACACCAAUGAGCAGGCGCUGGAGCAGGUUUUCUCCAAGUAUGGGCAGAUCUCUGAAGUGGUGGUGGUAAAGGACAGAGAGACCCAGCGAUCCCGAGGCUUUGGGUUUGUCACCUUUGAGAACAUUGAUGACGCUAAGGACGCCAUGAUGGCUAUGAAUGGGAAGUCUGUGGAUGGGCGGCAGAUCCGAGUUGACCAGGCUGGCAAGUCUUCUGACAACCGGUCCCGAGGAUACCGGGGUGGCUCUGCUGGAGGCCGGGGCUUCUUCCGUGGGGGACGCAGUCGGGGCCGUGGGUUCUCCAGAGGAGGCGGGGACCGAGGCUAUGGAGGUGGCCGCUUUGAGUCCCGGAGUGGGGGCUACGGGGGCUCCAGAGACUACUAUGCCAGUCGGAGUCAGGGCGGCAGCUAUGGCUAUCGGAGCUCCGGCGGGUCCUACAGAGACAGCUAUGACAGUUACGCUACACACAACGAGUAAAAGCCCUCCGCGUCCAGAUCGUCCUUCCAUGGCUGUAAUUAAGAUGGGGGAGCUUCGCUGAACGUUGUGUAGUGAGCACCUUGUUCCCACUUUUGUAGUCCUUGCAGUUCUGACCCAUCGCAGCCUGCUUCUGACCCGAGAUGGCCUCGUGACUAGACUUCUUUUUAUGAAGCGCUGUCUGUUUUUAAGCGUUCUAAAAACGUUUUGGAAAGCACUUCAGAUUUUACUGUUUACCAUGAGCCAUGGGGUUUUGGUUUUUUUUCUAAAUUGUCGGGUUGUGUGGGUUUUGGUUACUUGUUUUUGUUUUUGUUUUUUCUGUGGCCGCCGUGAAGUGUGGCGCCCACCCCUCCUGAGAUGAAACGGACUUGAUUGGAGUGAGCCAUGGCUCCCCAGCUCCCAGCGCCACUGCGGGGCGCAGCAGGGCCCGCCCACGGCGCAGGCCGAGGCCGUGGGGACGCGCAGCAGUCCGGGAGGCUGUGGAAGUGUUUAUUUAUAUUGUCCUUUUUUACUGAAGACAUGCAUACUCCAUCGAUGUUGUAUUCACAGUGACUGAGGAAUUCUUGUACGCAGUUUCUUUGGCUUCACGAAGCCGAUUAAAAGACCGUGUGAAAUGAACCUCGCUCUGACCAUUUCCCUUUCAUUGCCGACACACUGAGCUGCGGCUCCGUGGCCAGCAGAGCAGCUAGGAAGGCAGGGCAGUGCGGGAGGUAGGGCGUGGGCAGUGCCGAGGGGCAGCGGGCAGCUGCGCCCCCUCCCCCCGCCCCAGGCAUUCUCUGCUAGCCUCCGAAGCCGCAGCCCUCGGGGGACAGACGCGAGCCAGACCCUCCGCGACUCCCGCUGCUCCCCCGCUAGCUCUGUGCAGCUGGCUGUGCCUCGAGGUAACACUUCGCUCGUGUUGCAUCCCUCCGGUUUAUAGCUCACUUGGACGGACACGUAGGCCUGGGUUGACCUCGGCGCCCUGAAGCCAGGCUGGCCCCUCCGUCCAGC